AAUUAUACUAUAGUAUUAUGAUCGCUUUCCGACGCGCCAUGGCCCGAGCUAGCUCUGCUCUCUCGUCAUCUUCGUCUUCUCUAGCACGGAAAAGCCCUAGGUUGGCAAUCACUUCUAGUCCGAAGCUGUUCAAGGAAGUGUUCUUCAGGAAUCGUCUCUCUUUCCCGACACGCCUACCAAAUGCUAGCAUUCGCUGCUUCGCUUCCACAGCCUCUGGUACCGCUCCAGCUGAAACCAAGGAUAAAAUUAGAGUUCAAAAUCCUAUCGUUGAAAUGGACGGUGAUGAAAUGACGAGAGUAAUAUGGACGAUGAUUAAAGAAAAGUUGAUAUUUCCCCAUCUAGAAUUAGAUAUAAAGUAUUAUGAUUUGGGAGUACUGAACCGUGAUGCCACUGAUGACAAAGUCACUAUAGAAAGUGCUGAAGCUACUCUUAAGUAUAAUGUUGCUAUUAAAUGUGCUACAAUUACUCCAGAUGAGACCAGAGUCAAGGAAUUCGGACUGAAGUCUAUGUGGAAGAGUCCCAAUGGCACAAUAAGAAACAUUUUGAAUGGUACUGUUUUCCGUGAGCCUAUCCUAUGUAAAAAUAUUCCAAGAAUUAUUCCUGGUUGGAAGAAACCCAUUUGUAUUGGUAGGCAUGCUUUUGGUGAUCAAUAUCGUGCCACUGAUACUAUUAUUAAAGGAGCAGGAAAGCUCAAAAUGGUUUUUGAGCCUGAAAAUGGGGGAGCCCCGGAGGAACUUGAUGUCUAUGAUUUCAAAGGCCCUGGUGUUGCCCUUGCUAUGUAUAAUGUUGAUCAGUCAAUUCAUGCAUUUGCUGAAUCAUCAAUGGCAUUGGCAUUUUCAAAGAAAUGGCCCCUUUACUUGAGCACAAAAAAUACAAUUUUGAAGAAAUAUGAUGGAAGGUUCAAGGACAUCUUUGAAGAGGUAUAUCAGGAGAAGUGGAAAGCAAAGUUCGAUGAGCACUCAAUAUGGUAUGAGCACCGCUUGAUAGAUGACAUGGUAGCUUAUGCAGUAAAAAGUGAUGGUGGCUAUGUUUGGGCAUGCAAAAAUUAUGAUGGAGAUGUGCAGAGUGAUUUACUUGCUCAAGGAUUCGGUUCUCUGGGCCUUAUGACUUCUGUUUUGUUAUCCUCUGAUGGCAAGACUUUAGAAGCUGAAGCGGCUCAUGGAACUGUAACUCGUCACUUUCGGUUGCAUCAGAAGGGACAAGAAACCAGCACAAAUAGUAUUGCAUCCAUUUUUGCAUGGAGCAGAGGACUAGGACAUAGGGCUGAACUUGAUGAGAACAAGAAUUUAAUGGAAUUUGUUCAGAAACUAGAGGCUGCUUGCAUUGAGACAGUAGAGUCGGGGAAGAUGACCAAGGAUCUUGCACUGUUGAUUCAUGGACCCAAGGUAUCAAGGGAGUUGUACCUAAACACUGAAGAGUUUAUUGACGCUGUAGCACAGAAUCUCAGGUCAAAGAUCAGUGCUCCAGCACUUACAUGAAAUAAUAUGUAUACUUCCCCGUGAUUGCAAUUUGGAAAGCCUAGAGUUAAAUACAGAGCAGACAGACCAACCAUUCACAGCAAUACAUGGAUGAGAGGAAGAUAGUUUUGAGUUUUGACAUUGACUUACUUGCUUUUGGUUCCUUCUCACAGCAUAAAUUUAUCCAUCCAAUCCACAGAAAGGUUCCCAAAUCCUUUAGGUAAUGGAUUCAAAUCAAUUUGAACUAAAAUAUUUUUCAGAGCACGAUGAUUUUAAUAAAAUGCUUGAUAUUUUGAGCUGCUGAA
Ipomoea triloba (trilobed morning glory) is the source of this 1762-nucleotide messenger RNA. RefSeq names its product isocitrate dehydrogenase [NADP]-like. NCBI's taxonomy places the organism in Eukaryota, Viridiplantae, Streptophyta, Magnoliopsida, Solanales, Convolvulaceae. The transcript has 15 exons. Gene Ontology annotation, cellular component: mitochondrion. Gene Ontology annotation, molecular function: NAD binding; magnesium ion binding; isocitrate dehydrogenase (NADP+) activity. Bases 18 to 1478 code for a protein of 486 amino acids. Gene Ontology annotation, biological process: isocitrate metabolic process. The record is from RefSeq and is a predicted model, not a curated record.